CUGUGAAAAAACAGUCUGGCGCCCCUCGAUCCGUUCGGCGGGCCCUGUUGCCAUGCCCUGCCCGUUGUGCGCCCAUUAUGGGGUGGGCGGGAGGCAGUGUGUUGCCCCUCUUGGCGCCAGGGCAACACAGUCACAGGGACAGGGCAGUGGUGUUUAUGGGCGGGCGCCGCUCGAGCCCCACCACGGACCGACGCACGCAACGAGCGGCCGGGCUGGCGCGAACGAGAAGGCCCCCCCGGACGGGCGAACCCUCCCCGCCGCCACUACGCCGGCGCCCGCCGCGACGGGCGGCAGUGGCCCCCCUAAGGCCCAGGCCCAGGCCCCGGGCACUUCGAAACGCUGAUAAUCGCAAUCGGCCUGUGUGCCGUCGCGGCAGGCGCGGGGCGGCGCGAGUAGGCGCAGCUAUUUUUUAUCGAUUUGCGUUUGGCUUUUGCCUUUCGCGGCGGUCUGCGAACAAACUAG
Molecule: messenger RNA, 462 nt
Organism: Amoebophrya sp. A120
Lineage: Eukaryota; Dinophyceae; Syndiniales; Amoebophryaceae
Source: the annotation of a GenBank genome assembly